Molecule: messenger RNA, 600 nt
Organism: Parasteatoda tepidariorum (common house spider)
Lineage: Eukaryota; Metazoa; Arthropoda; Arachnida; Araneae; Theridiidae
Source: RefSeq, a predicted model, not a curated record
UAGAACUUAAGACGGGCAGAAAUAAGCAAAUAACAACGAAAAUAUAAAAUUUUUUUGUUUAUGAUUGUCUAGGUCAUAGUAAUACUUUGGUUUUAGAUUCUACACUUAAAAAAUUGAUAAAUGUCAGCAAUUUAUCGUGCAGUAAUCACUGCUACAGAGAAACAUGUGCCAGCGAAAUUACAACCGUUGUGGUCCCAUCCUGCUGGACCUAAAACUAUAUUUUUCUGGGCUCCUGCAUUUAAAUGGUGUCUUGUAAUUGCUGGCAUUGGUGAUAUGGCUAGACCAGCUGAUAAAUUAAGUGCAUCUCAAUCUACUGCCUUAGCUGCAACUGGUAUCAUUUGGUCAAGAUACUCCAUGGUAAUAAUUCCUAAGAACUACAGUUUAUUUAGUGUAAAUAUCUUUGUAGCUUUAACUGGUUUAUUCCAACUGAGCCGUAUAUACAGGCACAAACAAUCUUUGAAACAACCAGCAGCAUAAAACCCUAUUGUGUUCAUUAUUCUUUAACAGUUAUUUAUUUGUUAAUCAAAUAUUUAGAUUCUUAAGUUUUUGAAUGAUACAUGUUAUUAGUGAUAGCUUUUAAAUUUGUUACAAUUUUGUAGC